Molecule: messenger RNA, 494 nt
Organism: Arachis duranensis
Lineage: Eukaryota; Viridiplantae; Streptophyta; Magnoliopsida; Fabales; Fabaceae
Exons: 3
Coding region: 105-494 (129 amino acids)
Molecular function (GO): phenylpyruvate tautomerase activity
Source: RefSeq, a predicted model, not a curated record
UAGUAGUAAAUAGUAAUAGUACUAUAGGCUUGUUUUGUGAAGAGAGAUAGAGCUUAUCCUUAACCUAAUCUUUGACCCAGCGGUGUUUGGAGGUUGCAGCAGCAAUGCCGACGCUGAACUUGUUCACCAACAUCCCCGUCGACACCGUCGUUGCUUCCGACAUUCUCAGAGACGCCACCAAAGCUGUUGCUAAGAUAAUCGGAAAACCCGAAUCCUAUGUGAUGAUACUGUUGAAUGGGAGUGUCCCUAUUGCGUUUGCUGGCUCUGAGGAGCCAGCUGCUUAUGGUGAACUCAUCUCCAUUGGUGGCCUUGAUCCUUCUGUUAAUGGCAAACUAAGUUCCACCAUUGCUGACAUCCUGAAAACUAAGCUUUUCAUUGAUAGUUCCCGAUUCUAUAUCAAGUUCUAUGAUGUUCAGGUCUAUUCCUGCUUUCUUAAUUCAUAUUUGCAAGUAUUCGCUUUAUUCUUAUACCCCAUAUAUUUGUAUUAUAAAUAA